Messenger RNA from Gambusia affinis (western mosquitofish), 5235 nucleotides. It is a transcript of the gene prickle3, whose product is annotated as prickle homolog 3. The record is from RefSeq and is a predicted model, not a curated record. Gene Ontology annotation, molecular function: zinc ion binding. NCBI's taxonomy places the organism in Eukaryota, Metazoa, Chordata, Actinopteri, Cyprinodontiformes, Poeciliidae. Bases 217 to 2613 code for a protein of 798 amino acids. The transcript is spliced from 11 exons.
UGUUUUUUUUCAGUUAAGCUAACUUUUCACAUCUGAUCCGAAGCCAAAGUGUUCAAGUAAAGACUGGGAUGAAGAGUCUGGGGGAUUCCACAGGGAAGCAGCAUGUAGUUCACGGUAGACUCCGACUGUUUCCCCACUUUUAGACUCUAUCGUUUAUUUUUCUUUUCCGUCAGUUUGUUCCACCUGGAAAGUGUCUUUUAACGGCCAACCGACAUCAUGUUCCUGCGCGGCUCGAAGAAGCGACGGUCCAACCGCUCGCAGGAAGAAGAGGACCCAGACAGAGGCCAGCCCUGCAUGCGCUGCGGAGAUCAGUGUCCCGGCUUCCGCGUCCACGGCUGGAGGAAGAUCUGCGUUCACUGCAAGUGUGUGCGGGAGGAGCAUGCGGUGCGGUCGGUGCCAGGGCAGCUGGAGAAGAUGAUGACUAAGCUGGUGUCGGACUUCCAGAGGAACUCCAUCUCCGAUGACGACUCGGGAUGCGCCUCCGAGGAGUACGCUUGGGUCCCACCUGGGCUCAAGCCUGAACAGGUGUACCAGUAUUUCAGCUACUUGCCAGAAGACAGGGUGCCUUACGUGAACAGUCCGGGGGAGAGAUACAGAAUCAAACAGCUGCUGCACCAACUUCCGGCUCACGACAGCGAGCCUCAGUACUGCAACUCUUUGAAUGAUGAGGAGAAGAAAGAGCUUCGUACGUUCAGCCAGCAGAGAAAACGAGAUAACUUGGGCAGAGGCGUCGUCAGACCGUUCCCUGUCACCAUGACCGGAGCCAUCUGCCAGCAGUGUGGCAGACAGAUCUGUGGCGGAGACAUAGCUGUGUUUGCCAGCCGGGCGGGUCACGGCAGCUGCUGGCACCCCCAGUGUUUCCAGUGCUCGUCCUGCAGCGAGCUGCUGGUCGACCUGAUCUACUUCUUCCAGGACGGGCAGAUCUACUGCGGCCGGCACCACGCCGAGAGGCUGAAGCCCCGCUGCCAGGCCUGCGAUGAGAUCAUUCUAGCAGACGAGUGUACGGAGGCAGAAGGAAGGUACUGGCACAUGAAGCACUUCUGCUGCUUUGAGUGUGAGGCGGCGCUGGGCGGUCAGCGCUACAUCAUGAGGGAGAGCCGACCGUACUGCUGCUCCUGCUACGAAUCCCUGUAUGCAGAAUACUGCGACACCUGCGGAGAGUCAAUAGGUAUCGAUCAAGGCCAGAUGACGUACGAGGGUCAGCACUGGCACGCGGUGGAGUCGUGUUUCUGCUGCGCACGCUGUCGGCUGCCUCUGCUCGGCCGGCCCUUCCUCCCACGCGGGGGCCUCAUCUUCUGCUCCAGGUCCUGCUCCCUGGGCGACGACCCCAACAACUCGGACUCCUGCGACUCGGCGCUGCAGAGCAGGUCUCCCCAUCACGGCAGGCGGUGGGGGACGCCGGAGAGGCUGCACUGCGGUUCCCCUCUGCAGCCACUAGAGGGCGUCAAACACUCUCCUGCACAGGACUGCAUUCACACUGCAGUGGAGAAUAGAGGGCUUCACUGCAGCGCUCCAGUUCAGAAUGAGGUUCCGUCACACACCGGCCAUCCUCAUCCAAGAGGCUCCUACUCGCCUCUGCCUCACAUUCACCUGGGAAACGGCUGGCCCAGCGACGUUCCACAUUACAGUCUGCUGCCAGGGGACAGUAGCGUCACACCGCCAGCCACUGGUAUCCUGUUGCAGGAGGAGCUGAAUGGAAAUACUGGACUAACUGGAAGUAAUUCAAGAGGAACCUCCGCCAACAAAGACUGCAGGAACUGGGUGGAAAGGACAAAUCAGGCAAUGCAAGACACGCCGCCUCCGUCAUCAGACAGCUCCCCCGUCCUCCCACCUCCUCUGCCCGUUAAGUCCCGGGACCUGAUGACGCGGGACCCGUCCCGUCUGUCCCCUCUGUCCCCGUCCCAUCGGAAGGACCAGCCCCCUGAGUCGCCUCCCCCGCUGACACGCAGCGGCCAAGCCAGAGUCAGCUUCAGGGAGCCGAUCAGCAGCAGCUACUCUGUAGAGGAAGACGACGACGAUGAGGAGGAGGAGGGGGAGGAGGAAGAGAGGCUUCAAGUCACCGUGGAAACCAAGCAGACUGAGGAUGACGAUGGUGAGGUGGGGGGUUUUGGAAGCAGGCUGCAUCUUCAGCAAGGCAUCCCACCACAGAUGGAUCUACUGGAUGGCUCUUCAUAUCAUCGUCAUCACCUGAAGCGCGGGUGGGGCCGCUCCCGUACGUCCUCCGACCCCGUCCUCGGUCCGGGUUUGGAGCGGCGCCGGUCCGACAGACCCCGGCUUGACAGACCCCGGCUCGACACUCUGGACUUGAGGGCUGGAAGCCGGAGAGACGCCCGCAGCUCCUGCAGCAUCCCCUCCCUGAGCCUCCAGCAGGGACCCUACAAACACGAGGACUGCUGCUCCACCUGCUCCUCCUCCUCUGAGUCCGAGGAGGAAGGCUUCUUUCUGGGGCAGCGGAUCCCUCUGCCGCCGCAGCUUCGGCAGCCCGACGGCGGCCCGGCCGAGCGGGCCGAGGAGAUUCUGGAGGUGCAGAGAGACCGCGGCCUGAGAGGCAGCAUCCGGCGGAGACGAGCUCAGAGCGCGAAGGAGAAAGAUAAAAACUGCGCCGUGUCCUGAAGCCGACAGCGAAAGCUACUGACCAUCCAUCCUCAAAAUAUUACCAAGUAUUUCUGGUCUAGUUUCUAACGCAGGUGUCUGAGUAAACUUCAAAUAAGACAAAACUGACUCACAAGUAGCAAAAUAUUUGAAAUACUUUACAAGUAGCAAAAUAAAAGAGCUUGACUUAAUCAAUAAUUCACUGAUACAGAUAUCUGAAGUUUAGUAUCGAUUGAUGCAGAUAAACAGGACAGAAUUGACUUACUUUUUUUUUUUCUUACAGUGUUUUUCACACCUGAUAGUCUGGUUGAUUCGUUUUCAUUAUGGACCAAAAUUGCAACAUUUGUUACAUUUCAGCUGCUGUGGUUUGAUUUCACUGUGUCAAACAAAUCAAACCCUUUGGAAAACCUGUUCCCCUCCUCACCCAUGGGGGCGCUGCAGCAGGAACUACUGAAGGAAACGACACAAAUACCUCUGAAGACGACACAGUGUAACUUCCUCCUUCUUUCUCAACAAAGAUUGAGUAGCAUCAGAUUUUACCGGCUGUAGGAUUUCUGUUUGUCUUUGGUAAAAGCCCACAAGUCAUGUCUCCCACUAGCAUUAAACUGAAUUUAUUUUGGUUAUAUUACCCAGAAUGCCCUGUGCUGUCGUCUGCUUCCUGCUUUUGGAGUGAUUUCCGGCUGGGAUAAAAACCAACGUAAAAUAAACCACAAAGAAACUGAAACUGACUAAAACUGUAGGUUGACGACUUUGGUGAAUCAUGUAAAAAUAAACUGCAACAAAGUGCAGUUAAUAAUUCUAAAUAUAAUGUAAAAUAAAUAAUAAUUCAUAGAAUUAGACUGGAUAGAUCUGCCCUAAUAGACACAACAUCCAAUCUAGAUUUUUUUCUGCAAUAUCGGGACCGGUACAAAUGUUAAUGUAGAUCGCUCACUAUUAAGAAAUUACCGACUUAAAACAAACUUCUGUAUCUUGCUGAAAGUAAUUUGUAAGUUAGUUUUGUCUUAUUUCCAGUGUAUGAAGAUAUUUGCACUAGAAGCUAGACCUAAAAUACUUGGUUGUGAUUUUGCGGGGUGGUUUCUGAUGUGUCAAACCACAGCCUGUCUGCUAACACAGUGAGGGAAACACACGAUACCUCAGAAUGAGGCUCCACCGAACCUCAUUCUUCUGCUGCUGGUCUUUAUGUGACGUUACACUGCAAAAACACAACAAAAACACAACACCUUACCAGGUAUUUCAGGUCAGCUUUCUAGAGCAAAUAUCUUAGUACACUAGAAAUAAGUUUAGCUAACUUAGAAGUAAACUUUCACUAAGAAAUAGGAGCUUGUUUUAAGUAGAUAAUUCCUUCACUAACAGCAUUUUUCCUGUCAUAAGAGAAAUAAUCUGCCAGUAGAACUAGAACUUUUUCACCAAUUUUAAUUAAUUAUUGACUUACAAAAUUCUCCUAUAUUUUGCUAAAAAGUUACUUUUAAGUUAGUUUUGUCUUAUUCCAAGUGUACUAAGAUAUUUACAAUAGAAACUAGACCAGAAAUACUUAAGACUUUGUGUUUCUGCAGUGCACAUACACAUGCAAAGCCUUUAAAUAAAUUAAUCUUUUACUGAAGCUGCAUCACUUUAAAUGAGAAUAUUUAUGAAAAACAAGCACAGUUUCAGUUAAUUUAGUCAAUUUUGAAAAAAAAUCUCAUGUUAAGAAAAAAUUAUUAUGAAUUUGGGUUUGACCCUCUUGGCCAACAGGAUCAACAUCUUUGGCAAUUCCUUUUUGCUCUUUAUACGUCCUUAAAUUCUUAUAUUUAUAUAUAUUUAUAUUUAAGGCCUUAAAGCGUCUUAAAUUCCUACAAAUAGUAAGUUGGCUUUAAAUAUUUUUGGCAGGACAGUUUUUUUUCUUUACGUUCUGCGUUCAGUGUGGUUGAGGCUAUCGCUAAGUAGCUGCUAAUAUACCUUUGCUAGCUAGCUAACGUUUUUGCAUUUAUCGCAGAUAAGUGCAAAUUUAUCGCCAGUUGGCGGGAUGAAGUUUGUACAUUUCUGUCUUAAAAAUCUGGUUUUACUGAUUCAAAUUUAAGGCUUUUUAAGACCAUUAUUACAGACAUUUAAGGGAUUGCUUGGGGAUGCUAAAAACCGGUCAGGUUUCUACACCAAAUUCUUCUGUUUUCCGAGUUAGACUCGACGCUACUGCAAUAAGAGAUGAAUUUAUUUUAAGGCUUUUGAUGCAUCUUUACCAGUCGGCGGGGAAAUGUGAAUGAAACUUGUGGGUGGUGAAUGUGAAGUGACCAUUUGUUAUAAAGACAGACCACAGUGACUCAUUACUGCUCUUUAACGUUACAUUUAGUUACAUAACAAACCACUUUCACCUCCGUUUUUAACCAGAUGUGGGCAGACUAAAUUUCCCCACCUGUUACAAAACACAUAAAAGUGAACAAACAAAAAGUUAUUUAACUGGAGUAUUACAGGUCUGAUUGUACAGAUAGAAAAAUACCUGUUUAUAAUUUCAGUAUGAACCAGUUUUCCCAUAAAGCUGUCAGUGUAUUUCCAGCAUUUCUUUGCACUUUCUGCAAGGCAUUUUCAUUGCUAAGGCCACAAACUAACAUUGAAAUCAUGAGUGAGGCCUUUUCUCGGCUCUGUGUUCUCAGACAGCAUGAAUCAGCCAAG